Molecule: messenger RNA, 766 nt
Organism: Capsicum annuum
Lineage: Eukaryota; Viridiplantae; Streptophyta; Magnoliopsida; Solanales; Solanaceae
Exons: 2
Coding region: 1-549 (182 amino acids)
Source: RefSeq, a predicted model, not a curated record
AUGAUAGGGGAUCCAUGCAAUAUCAAGAUCUCCUCAUUCUCCGGGAAAAGAAAAAGAUUGGAGCUACCCAGCCCUUCAGCCCCUUCGAGGAAAGAGAAAUCAAUCCUUCAGGAAACCCAACAACCUCUACUCAUGAAUAAUUGUCUAAUAUGGAAUACUAGGGGUGCCAAAAAUGCUGAAUUUAAGGGUCAUUGCAAAUCCCUCAUAGGCAUACAUCAAUCUUCGGUGCUUGCCCUUCUAGAGACCAGGAUGGCUGAACAUAAGGACUUAGCUAUUGAAUUGGGCUUUCCUUAUUUUAUUCAAUCCUCUGCUACUAGCUCCUUGAGUGGGAUUGUCAUUUUUUGGAAGAAUAAUGCUAUUUCCAUAAAAGAGAUUUCUAUACCCAAGACAUUCAUGCCACUGUUAAGGUUGAUGCUUCAAAGGCUAGGAAGACCUCCGGUCCAGCAUAGUUACCGAGAACAAAACAAGGUAGUAGAUGCUCUAGCAAAGGAAGGUCUGCAAAAUUUUUGUAUCCCCUCUCCCUUUUGUAGCCCACACUGUCUGGGAUGAUAAGAUAGGAAAAUCCUUCACUAGAAUUAUUUCCAUCUCUGAGAUGCAUGUUGAGCGUCAAACUGUGUUUGUUUUGGAGCCGGACGAAGUACUUAAUGCAUCUCUACUUUGUCAAAAAAAAAAAAAAGAUAUUAGAGCAAAUGGAUUCAAUAAAUAUACAGUUAAUUAUAUACAUACAAAAUGAAACAAAUAAAAUCUAAAUUCUCGCCUUGUAUUA